AUUUGAAAACAAAGCAACAAGUGGAGUCUGUGUUAUUAUGAACAUUCGUACAGAGAUGUAGAGAGGCUUCUCGAAUUAUUCAACAAACAGUCAUCUCGAGUGGUCCUGUGCAUCCUUCGUGAUCUUACGAGUCUCCUUGCGAACCUGACUGCGGACAGCGAUUCCGAUGGAACCGAUUCAGUCGUCGCUUCAGGGUGGGGGAGCUGCACUUUUGGAAGAGACCAGCUGCCCAUUGAAACCUGACGACAUUUGGUUUGGAUGCUGUUCCUGCACCUAUGUCACUGGAGAUCAUCGUGGGAUCGUGAGCCACCUGGUUACCCAUGGUGAUCGAGCAACGUUGUUGGGGGAGACCAACUACCCACUAAAAGUCACUGAGGACAUCUGGUUUGGAUGCUGUUCCUGCACCUAUGUCACCAGAGAUCAGCAUGAAAUAGUGAGCCACCUGGCUGCCCAUGGUGAACAAUCCAAGUGCGAGCAUCCUACCAUGUCUGGCUCUAAGUCCCAAGUGCUCAUCAACACUCAAAAGCACAAGAUUGAAAAGCCAUUUAAGUGCAAGCUUUGCCCCCAAGAGUUUCUUUAUAAUUCCCUUCUAACCCGUCAUAAUCGAACACAUACUGGUGAAAAGCCAUUUAAGUGCAAGAAGUGCCCCCUAACCUUUGCUAAAACUUCCAAUUUGAGAAAGCAUAAUCAAACACACACUGAUGAAAAGCCAUGUAAGUGCAAGCUGUGCCUCCGAGCCUUUGCCCAAAAUUCCAGUUUGAGAAUACAUAAUCAAACACACACUCAUGAAAAGCCUUUUAAGUGCAAGCAGUGCCCCCAGGCCUUUUCUCAUAACUGCCAACUAAUAAAUCAUAAUCGAAUGCACACUGGUGAAAAGCCAUUUAAGUGCAAGAAGUGCUCCCAAACCUUUGCUCAAAACUCAAGUCUACAAAGGCAUAAUCAUUUGCACACUGGUGAAAAGUCAUUUAAGUGCAAGCAAUGCCCCAAAGCCUUUGCUCGAAAUUCCGAUCUGCAAAAACAUAAUCGAACACACACAGGUGAAAAGCCAUUUAAGUGCAAGCAGUGCCCCCGAGCCUUUGCUCAAAAUGUCCAUCUGAGAAAUCAUAAUCGAACACACACUGGUGAAAAGCCAUUUAAGUGCAAGAAAUGCCCCCAAGCAUUUGCUCGAAAUUCCCAUCUACAAAGGCAUAAUCAUUUACAUACUGGUGAAAAGCCAUUCAAAUGCAAACAGUGCCCAAAGGCCUUUGCUGAAGAUUCCGAUCUGCGAAACCAUAAUCGAACACACACGGGUGAAAAGCCAUUUAAGUGCAACCAGUGCUCUAAAGCCUUUGCUCAGACUUCUUAUCUAAGAAAGCAUAAUCAAAUACACACUGACAAAAAGCCAUUUAAGUGCAAGCAGUGCCCCAAAGCCUUUGCUCAAAAUUCCUAUCUGAGAAGCCAUAAUCGAACCCACACAGGUGGAAACCCAUUUAAGUGCAAAUAGGGCCCCUAAUCUUUUUCUCAUAAUAGCAGUCUGAUCCAUCAUCAAAGUGUUUAAAAACCUUACAACUGCAAACAAGGCCCCAAAAGCUUUGCUCAGAAUAGGGGCUUACCCCCUUAACAAUAUGCACAAGUUUGGAAUGCCCUGUGGUUGACUCGUAGGUUCAGCCUGCCCCGUGUGCAAUCACUUAACUCAUGCAGUACUUUAUGCCUUUUGAAUCGAAGUAUUAAUAUACCUGAGUGCAACAUAGGUCCCGAAGGCUUUGCUCGGAUUAAUAGUUAAGCUUGCCACACUGAAGCCCUUAUGCCCGGUAAGCCUCACAAAUACCAGCAGCGUCCCAGGCGGUUUUAUAAAUGGUCUUGCCUCAUCGGGCACAUGCUAACACGAGGUUAACAAACCUCAAAGGCAUUCUCGUAAAGCCUGAAGCAAGUAGGCCUUCAAAAUUCCAGCUUACGGUCAGACCUGAUUAUUUCAAACCCGGUUAAUUCAAAUUGUCCCUUGUAUGAAACUUAUUUCUGAACAGACACUCGUAGCUGCAAUGAAAAUGCACACCGAAAAAUGCAGUUACAUUGAAUGGAACUUGCAGUGCCUCCCGAUAGAUUGAACUGCAGAGAGCGCUGUUUUGUUCUGCAAGCUGGCUUUCCCCCAAGGUGGGCAUUCGCGGUGGUGUAAAGCCAGCUUGCAGAGCAAACUGACUUUUUUUUUUUUUUUGAGCAGCCGCGUAGACCCUUUGGAACAAAAAAAGUCUCUUUGUGAAGAGAGCGUGGAGAGUGUAAGAUCUCAAAAAACAAAAAAGCGGGCACUGAAUAACCACGUGGCGCAUUCCUCCCAACAUAGAGAUGUUCCUUCGAGGGUAAAGAACUUUUCUAAAUAUGGCGUGCUUCUUUCUUGUCAAAUUCAUUACAACUUUUAUAUUGAAUUGCCCGCUAUAUCGAACUGGUAGACAGUUUGAAGCGAGUUCCAUACGAACGGGUUUGACUUAUCCGAAAAGCUUGAAUCGGAAUUCCAGCUUGGUUGGCCACAUAGACUGUGCACACAGAACCAGACUAUUUGACUUUCCUCUGGAGCCUCCCGUCUAAAUGCCACCGUUUGUCAUCACACUAAUGUAUUGGGGAGUAGUCAAUGAUUCUUUUCUAGCUGUGAUCUAGAGGCUAGGUCAAUGAAUAGGAGACAUAGUUUAAUUUUUCUCAGGGCAGCUACUUUGUGUUCUGCACCUGAAUGUACAUUCAGUCAUACUCUACCUCUUGUUCCAAGCUUCCUUUAGCUUGCUCGAGGUGCGCUCCUUAAAACGAGGCCUAAUAUGCUUGUAAAAUGUUUCUAUCAUUUUCUCUUGAUACUACUCCUACCUAUGAGAAAGAUGCAAUUUUAACAAAAGUUAAGUGUGACCAAAAUUCAAUCUUGCUUAUAUAAAAAAAAUGUUUGCGGUUUAAAUUUUUACAUUUUUCUUUCAGCUGCUAUGGAUUUUGGUACUGAAGUAAUGGCUUCUUUACACCCUUGCGACUGCUUAUGACCGAAGAGGCUAAAAACCGGUUUUUAAGCCUCUUGUGAGGGCUUACGACUCUUUGCCAUGCUUUGCAGCCGGUCGUGAGCAAUCACAAGAGGCAUAAGAGCCGGUCUUAUUUCAGUCGGUCGUAGUGAAACGCAAGUGUGGGAACUUAAGUAGUGAGGACUAACUUUUCCCAAGAUUUUUUUUUUUUGACAUCCUGCAGCGUGUUAAGACCUCAUUCUAGCAGUUUCCUCAGUGGGAAACUAAUUGCAGAGUCUGUGUAUGCACCGCAACGCUUUCUGCUACCGGUUGGGACGUUGCUAGUUGAAUCCCUCGCACUGCCCAGCAGCUUUUGCUCUAAAUUGGUACUGUACCCAUUUUGAAUGCUCUGUAAUGCCGCUCCGGGACUGCAUUGAAGAAAGUUGACGAAAAUUUGAAACUAAUACUCCAAGUGUUUUCGCCUUCCUUUGCACUGGCAUCUUCACAGUCAAAUAUUUAUCUGAUACCUGCUUUGAGAUAUUACUUUCUCUGUUGUUUAGGUGUUCCCAGUAAUUUCUUGCUUCGUGUUCAUGUUCCUGGCAGUUGUUUCUGUGUUGCCUGGCUGUCUGCAUCAAAAUUUUCAGAUCAUAGGUGUCCUUAUAUGCUGGAAAAUUCCUUUUGCUUGUUUUUGUGUAACAGAGGUUAGUAGUUUUGUUUUUCUGCUCCACUGACGGCUAACAUUCUUAAAUUUUUUAUUAGAAUGAGGAGGGUCGGUGAAGCCAAGUCUCAAUGAAUACUAACUCAGCCUAGAACUUGCUUUGGUUGCAGGGUCCUUUGGAUUGUUGCUCAAUGUGUGUUUAUUUUUGCAUUAUGUAAUUAAUUUGAAAGCAUAUCUUUAUUGUGGUGAUUUUUUUUUUCUUUUUACGUUUAUGUCGUUUGGCUCGAACAAAAUCAGCGGAUGAUAAAUAUGUAUUCAGACUUUUGCUUCUCCGUUUCUCAGAAAUAAAGGUCUACAAUCAAGUU
Molecule: messenger RNA, 3968 nt
Organism: Ixodes scapularis (black-legged tick)
Lineage: Eukaryota; Metazoa; Arthropoda; Arachnida; Ixodida; Ixodidae
Product: zinc finger protein OZF
Exons: 4
Coding region: 167-1483 (438 amino acids)
Biological process (GO): regulation of transcription by RNA polymerase II
Cellular component (GO): nucleus
Molecular function (GO): RNA polymerase II cis-regulatory region sequence-specific DNA binding; DNA-binding transcription factor activity, RNA polymerase II-specific
Source: RefSeq, a predicted model, not a curated record